GCUUCCAAAAUACCACUGGAUUGCCGGCGAGAGGGAGGAGGAGGAGAAAAGGGGAAGCGCUCGCUCGUUCGCUCAGGCAGAGCCCACCAGUAUUCCAGAGCGGCUGCUCAGUCGGUUCCCCUCCAAGUUGAGCGUCAGCCGGAGUCUUCAGCGCUGAAGGAGCUGCUGCUGGUGCUGCUGCUGCUGCUGCUGCUCCCACCGCCGCCGACUUCAGUGCCACAGGAACCCGGCAGCUGUUCUAACGGGCCAGCCUCCCUUCAGCGCGGAGCUGCCCUCCUGAGAGUUGUCUGAGGCGCAAGCCUGGCCGCGUGGGCAAGGCUCGCGGCGGCGCUCCUGCCCACGGCGCCUUUCCCGCCAGAGAUGCUGCUGCUGCUGCUGGGCUAGAGGCGUCUUGAGGCGGCGGCAACCCCCAGCCAGGGUCGCCGUGAAGACGGGGCGGCGGAGCCCCCUGGUUUGCCUGCACCACCACCACCGAGGUUCCUUGCGCCUUCUCGCGCCCUAUGGGGUUCCCCUCAGGCAUCCUUCGACAGACGUGAGCGCCGCAGCGAGGAAGUCACACCUGCCCAUGGAGUCCCGGCGGGAGGCCGCCGACCUUUCGCUGGAGCCGAGCGUGUGAGAGCCCCCCAACCCGCGCCGCCGCUCUCACUCAGACCCUCCUCCCACCCUGGCCACUGCGCUCUCCCGCAACCGCUGCAACAUGCUACCUGCCCUGGCAACGACGAGGCCCGUCGCUCCUGCUCCAGGGCUCCUGCCAUUCCUUGCCACCCUUCGGAUGAGACUCCCUGCAGGCAAGCGUUGGGCCAGUUGGAAAGUGCAAUAAUUCACCAUCCUCCUCCUCCUCAUCAUAAAUACUUUGUGUGUCUCUGUCUAUCUGUAUCUAAAAGGAGAAGGACCGGGAGCCAGUCUCAGAGGCAGGUAUUUCUGCUGCUCUUCCUUCCCCCUCUCCCCUCUCCCUCUCCCUCCCCCCCAAGGACAAGAGACGUGAACUUUUACAGGGUUACUAUGCAAUUGCGACUGGUUUCUUGGUUCUUUAUCACUUUGAACUUGAUGGAAUACAUUGGCAGCCGGCACCCUUCCAGAGUCCGACGGCAGGGAAGAAUGCCUCCCAAUGUGAGCCAAGCUUGCCAAGGAGGAUGUGCAACAUGUUCCGAAUACAAUGGAUGCCUCACAUGUAAACCCCGAUACUUUUUUUUCCUGGAGAGGAGUGGCAUGAGACAGACAGGCUUGUGUCUUUCUUCGUGUCCCCGUGGAUAUUUUGGAACACGAUUUCCAGAACCAAAUGGGUGUACAAAAUGUAAAGCUGACUGUGAUGCCUGUGAAUUCAAUAGCAAUUUCUGCACAAAGUGUAACAAUGGGUUUUACUUACUCCGCGGAAAGUGCCUUGAAAACUGCCCUGAACGGCUGGAACCCAACAAUCACACUAUGGAGUGCAACGAUAUUGUGGAUUGUAAAACUAGUGAAUGGAGCCCAUGGACCGCUUGCACAAAGAAAGGGAAAACAUGUUUCAAAAGAGGGAAUAAAACAAGGGUCAGAGAAAUCCUGCAACUUCAUUCUACAAAGGGCAACCCAUGCCCACAUACAAGUGAGACAAGAAAAUGUGUUGUACAAAGGAAGAAAUGUCAGAAAGGAGGAAAAGGGAGAAAAAACAGAGAGGAAAGAAGAAAAAAGCCAAAGAGAGAAGAAAGCAAAGAAGCCAGGCAGGAAAACAAAGGCCGAGAAUCCAGAAGCCAAAACCGAGAACAGCAGGAAAAUAAAAGUAAAAUGCAGUUGAAGAAAAGAAGAGCGCAGGAAAAAAUGGCAGAAACUCCUAACCCUCAGCACUGAACACUAAUCACCUGACACCACUGUUUAAGACUUUUGCUGCUGCUAUCUCCACCAGAUCCCGGGGCAGGUGCUCCCCAAAUAAGCCACAAAUGGACAAUAUUAUCAGUUAUACUUACAUCUUAAACAACAUUCCAAAUAAUUCGUAUUAUAUUCUUCAUGCAGUCAUAGUUUAUUCAAGAGACGGACAUAAGCAAAGAAUGUUUUUAAACAAAUCUUUAAAUGGGAUACUUCCAAACUAUUAUAUUAUAUGCUUCCAUGCAUCUCUAAGAGGCAAUUUAAAAGUUUUGUAUAUAAUAUCAAUAUGGUAUAAGGUAUAGCAAUAUAUUGAAUGACAUCUGUGGGGGGGGGACUGUCUUUUGUUCUUUGUAAAAUAUUUUUCAAUCUAUUGUUUAUGAAGCAAGAGAUAUCUAAGUAACAGACACAGUAUCCCUACAUGCAUAAUUAUACAUGCUACAUAAAGAGGGGAUUUUCCCUCUAAAGAGGAAAACAAUCUCUUAAGAGAUGGUGGAAAUCUGAGAGUUUAUACCCCACAGUCGAUAAAAGCUACUUGGUGGUUCCCUGGAUUUUGCCCCAGAAACUCCAGACUGAACAGCUAUGGGGCUCUAAAAUAAAAUGGAGAGGGGAAAAGUGGAAACAACAGUAAACGCAUCAGAAGCUCUUCUUCUGAAGGACCAGUGACAGCGCUUAGCUAUGUAGCGCUCCCGUUUGCAGCACAGCACAAUGUUUUCUGAUCUAAACCAUGAUCCUACAGUGUGUGCUGCUCUAGGCGUUUUGCAACUCUGUAUAAUUUAAAUCUACAUUUUGGAUCUUCCAGUGACUGGCAAAUCAUAUUUGUAGGAAACAAACACCAAGUUAAUAAAGAAAAGAGAAAAUAGACCACAGAAACAUAAUGUCAUUUGCACUGUCAAUUUGUUUCGUUUCUCUUUGAAUUAAACACUAUCACACAUGCUGCUUUGUAAACAGAGAAGAAGAAAAAGGAUGCUGAUCUUUAGAAAUGUGCUAUCUAAUAAAUGAAUGCCACUUUUCUAAACACA
Molecule: messenger RNA, 2858 nt
Organism: Hemicordylus capensis (graceful crag lizard)
Lineage: Eukaryota; Metazoa; Chordata; Lepidosauria; Squamata; Cordylidae
Gene: RSPO3
Product: R-spondin 3
Exons: 5
Coding region: 1003-1824 (273 amino acids)
Source: RefSeq, a predicted model, not a curated record